CAGGAUACCUUUUCAUUUUCUUAUCUAUCGUCGAGGAGGACUAAAAUCAAACUAGCAAUCGAAGGACGCCAAUCAUAAUGGCAACAGAGGSGUUCGUUCCAGAUGCCGAUACAGCGGACCUGCAACGAGAAGAGGUGCAAGCCCUCGAAGCUAUUUUUGAGGACGCCUUCGAGCUACGAUCCAUUCGUAAGCAAGACGACGAAGACGGUAUGGAUACYUUUGAUUUCCCCAUUGUGUAUUGCAUCAAACUCAACGACAUGGAUACGGCAGACGACGAUGGCAGCGGCAACAGUGGCUACGACGGGACGAAAAAUUGGCCGACACGUCCCCUGACGGUGGAAGUCCGAUAUCCCAAGAACUAUCUAUCGGACGAAGACGGUGACGACGAGAACACCGCACGGGGCGCAACCGCUACCGAUCCCACGUUCCGGCUGCUUCACGAAAAUUCUGUUCUGGAGUUCCCAUCGUCCGUUUCCGAAGGGUUGCUGGCGGUCCUCGCCGAGACGGCCGAGAGCGAACGCGGCAUGCCCUGCGUCCUGUCGUGCSUCUACGCUGCUCGUGACUAUUUGGAUCGAGAYCGGGAAUGGGACGACCRGAGCAACCAACCCGCAAGAAACRAAGGGAACGAUCUCGACGGGGCCUUCGCCCAAAACUGCUCGAUCGAUGCUAUAUYUCACGACAACCAGACCACACAUACAAACGACUCUUGUCACUACGCCUGCCUAUCGACGCACCAUUUAUUGGACCACAAACCGGACAACCUGCURAAAACCGGCUUUAAAAAAUGCAGGCUGAGGGGCUUCUACAAAUUUGGGACCCCAGGAAUCGCCAUUGCGUGGGGAGACAAGGAYCAGAUCGAGGACUUUCUCGAUGUCCUCAAGCAGGCCAUGCCGCAGAAAAAGUUCGAUCUCGUCUUUUGYCGUACGUGGGAAAACAUWCAAGAGAUACCCAACGUUUGGGAGAGCGUGGAUCCGCCAACCCUGAAACAAGAAUUGGACAAGCUUGGUCUUCCGGAGGAGGAUUACUACACGGCACUUGGUCUCGAAAAAAGAGGCAAAUAGUGAAUAAGCAUUUUAGAACCACACAAGGUGCGAUCCGAAUGGGACCAAUCCUGGAACAUCUAAAAAUGCGGUAGAUUCCACAAGAUAAGGCAAUUAACAAAUCGCAUUCCAGCUAGAUUCCUCUGUUUUGGAAAUUGAGUUGGUAUAGAAAGAGGAGUUGCAAAGUAUUUUCGACUUCUUCAAUACCAAUGAUUUACAGGAUUCCUCGUUGUUUCGGUCGGAUAGCUUUUCAUUGGCGGUUCCCACUGCGCUCCAUCUAUUGGUAGGCACUCCUGCGAUCUAUUGGUAGGCACUCCUGCGAUUCCAAACUCAUUGUUUUUCCACUUGACCCUUAUCGAGUAUAG
Messenger RNA from Pseudo-nitzschia multistriata, 1405 nucleotides. NCBI's taxonomy places the organism in Eukaryota, Bacillariophyta, Bacillariophyceae, Bacillariales, Bacillariaceae. The record is from the annotation of a GenBank genome assembly.